This is a messenger RNA of Mytilus trossulus (common blue mussel), 426 nucleotides long. RefSeq names its product ankyrin repeat domain-containing protein 2-like. The record is from RefSeq and is a predicted model, not a curated record. NCBI's taxonomy places the organism in Eukaryota, Metazoa, Mollusca, Bivalvia, Mytilida, Mytilidae. The transcript is spliced from 6 exons. Gene Ontology annotation, molecular function: protein binding. Bases 1 to 426 code for a protein of 141 amino acids.
AUGGAGGAUUGGAAUAAGAAACUUACUACAGCUGCUGGGAAGGGAGAUAUAGAAGCCUUAAUAUUAAGCCUACAGAAUGGUGCAGACAUUGAUUAUCAACUUGUUGAUGGAGACACAGCAUUAAUGUGGGCUGUCAAGUGGGGACGACUGGAGGUCUGUCGACUCCUCAUUGAUACAGGAUGUAAGAUCGACAUCACAGGGGAGGAUGGAGAGACAGCAUUAAUGUUGGCUGCCAGGAGAGGACACCUGGAGAUCUGUAGUCUCCUCAUUGAUAGAGGAUGUAAGAUCGACAUCACAAAUAAAAAUGGAGAAACAGCUUUACAUCAUGCUGCGGAGUGGGGAUAUCUACAGAUCACAAGAUGUCUUGUAGAACAAGGAGGUGCAAGUCCCUUGGUUAAAUCAUAUAAGAUGCAAACAAAGACUUGA